AUGUUUGAAAUUAAGAAGAUCUGCUGCAUCGGUGCAGGCUACGUUGGUGGACCCACGUGUAGUGUGAUUGCUCACAUGUGCCCUGAAAUCAGGGUGACGGUUGUUGAUAUCAAUGAAUCAAGAAUCAAUGCAUGGAACUCUCCUGCACUUCCUAUUUAUGAGCCAGGACUAAAAGAAGUGGUAGAAUCCUGUCGAGGAAAAAAUUUAUUUUUUUCUACCAAUAUUGAUGAUGCCAUUAAGGAAGCUGAUCUUGUAUUUAUUUCUGUGAACACACCAACCAAAACCUAUGGAAUGGGAAAAGGCCGUGCAGCAGAUCUGAAGUAUAUUGAAGCUUGUGCUAGACGCAUCGUGCAAAACUCACACGGCUACAAAAUUGUGACCGAGAAAAGCACGGUCCCAGUGCGGGCAGCAGAAAGUAUUCGUCGAAUAUUUGAUGCAAACACAAAACCCAACUUGAAUUUACAGGUGCUGUCCAACCCUGAAUUCUUGGCAGAAGGAACGGCCAUCAAGGACCUGAAGAACCCAGACAGGGUGCUGAUUGGAGGGGAUGAAACUCCAGAGGGCCAGAGGGCUGUGCAGGCGCUGUGUGCUGUGUAUGAGCACUGGGUCCCCAGGGAAAAGAUCCUCACCACCAACACUUGGUCUUCAGAGCUUUCCAAACUGGUUCCAAAUGCUUUUCUGGCCCAGAGAAUCAGCAGCAUCAACUCUAUAAGUGCCCUCUGCGAAGCAACAGGAGCAGAUGUAGAAGAGGUGGCAACAGCCAUUGGAAUGGACCAGAGAAUUGGAAAUAAAUUUCUGAAAGCCAGUGUUGGUUUUGGUGGGAGUUGCUUUCAAAAGGAUGUUCUGAAUUUGGUUUAUCUCUGUGAGGCUCUGAAUUUGCCUGAAGUAGCUCGUUACUGGCAGCAGGUCAUAGACAUGAACGACUACCAGAGAAGGAGAUUUGCUUCCCGGAUCAUAGACAGUCUGUUUAAUACAGUGACAGACAAGAAGAUAGCUAUUUUGGGGUUCGCUUUCAAAAAGGACACCGGUGAUACAAGAGAGUCAUCUAGUAUAUAUAUUAGCAAAUAUUUGAUGGAUGAAGGCGCACAUCUCCAUAUAUAUGAUCCAAAAGUACCAAGGGAACAAAUAGUUGUGGAUCUUUCUCAUCCAGGAGUUUCAAAGGAUGACCAAGUGGCCCGGCUCGUGACCAUCUCCAAGGAUCCCUAUGAAGCGUGUGAUGGCGCCCAUGCUGUCGUGAUUUGCACUGAGUGGGACAUGUUUAAGGAACUGGAUUACGAACGCAUUCAUAAAAAAAUGCUGAAACCAGCCUUUAUCUUUGAUGGACGACGUGUCCUGGAUGGGCUCCACAAUGAGCUACAAACCAUUGGCUUCCAGAUUGAAACAAUUGGCAAGAAGGUGUCUUCAAAGAGAAUUCCAUAUGCUCCUUCUGGUGAAAUUCCAAAGUUUAGUCUUCAGGAUAUGCCCAACAAGAAACCCAGAGUAUAG
Messenger RNA from Rangifer tarandus platyrhynchus (Svalbard reindeer), 1485 nucleotides. The record is from the annotation of a GenBank genome assembly. NCBI's taxonomy places the organism in Eukaryota, Metazoa, Chordata, Mammalia, Artiodactyla, Cervidae.